AGUCUGUAUAUAGCGCAGGUAACCUCGUUCGGCCUUCACUUCACGUUGCGAUCAGCUGAGAGAGAAACUGUCAAUACACAUACCGGCUAACCUUACGAAAGCAAUCGACGAAUUACAAGAUUUCAAAGUCGAAAGAUUCUAAGUGAAUACUUCUUUAUUUUCGUGAGGAUUUACUCGUCAAGAUUCUUAUCAGAGAAAAUGGUUCGUAUAUUUGUUCAGAAGGAGUUGUGCUGUAGCGGAGAGCCGCGAGACGUCGGAGAAGGGGUUUGUUCCGGCCCCAGGGAGGUAAUUGACCGAGAAAGAGCGGAGAUGGCAGUGAAGGCGGUCACCCAGUUGGAUGGGGAUACCAAUUUUAACUAUAACUAUAAUAACUAUAUAUCUAGUGCCAGUUUUUCCCCGGAUGCGUCCUCGCAGUCUUCAUUCUGUGACUCGGAGAGUGACAACGGUUCUCUGGUUAUCAGCGAAGAGGCUGCUGGACCUGUCGAUUCCGUCGUCGUGAGCAAAGAGGAGAAAAGAAAAGCAAGAAGACGCGAGAGGAACAAGAAAUCUGCACAGGCCUACAGACAACGCCGUCGUCAACACUCUGGAUCACAAGUCAAGACCCUGCAGACACUUGAGGACAAAAAUCAGGUACUUUUGCAGAAGGUACAGCGCCUUGAGGAGGAGAAAAGGUUUAUUGAGGAGCUUCUUAAGAACAAGAUUAAGAUUCCCUGGCAUGUCCAAUGGGCCUUGCCCCCUACCUGGCAGCAUCCCACAACAACAACACCCCAUCCAACAACAACAGGGAUGAUGGCCGCCGCCAUGGGCGCCCCAAUGUCCAUGGGUUCCGAGGUCACGUGUGCUUCGUGAUGUGCAUGCAGUAAAACUAGGAAUUACUGCCGCUCACUGCAUACUAAGGAUGAAUUGCGCUUGCGCAGUAUCUACGGAGACUGACUUAGGCGUCAUAUUCUGUGAGUCGAAUGUGCUGGCCCGGGCUUGAAUUCGCAAGUUUCCGUUAUGGGCUUUAUGGUUUGGCUUUUGUACAAAUCUCGGUCAUUCUGACGUAUGACAACUUUAUAAUAGUCUCGUAAAUUCCAUCUUAUUAUUUGACAUUCGGGGUCAAAAGGGGUAUCCUCCGUGAGAGUAGGCCUACCCUUGUCCUAAUCAGACAUCGGGGAUGUCCCCAGUGCCCCUUAGACUGUUUGACAAGUUCCGCUGUCUUUGAGUGUUGAAAAUCAAAACUGGUCAGAGUGAAGAGAAUAACUUUUACUGUGUUGACCAGCAAAGAUGCGAAUUCGUCAUCGUCUUCAAACUGUCAUCUUUAUCGAUCAAAAGAAAUACUCCAUCACAACAUUAUUGCAUAACAUUUGAUUUAUAAAAAACACAAGACCGUACUUCUUUUUUAGAAAAUCAAAAUGUUCAUAUAUGAUAAUGCAAAAUACUCGGAAAACGAAAGUAUAUAUGUAUCUGCGAUGAAGCCCACGUGUUUUUGUACAUAUCUACACAGCGGUUUAUUGUGGCUCGGCCGAGUCACCCUACCUCUGUUAUUGUUGAUGUUUUGAUAUCUAUUUACUUUGUGAGCGGCAGGCUGAGAGAGGAGUUCAGACACUGACAUUUUCAGUAGUCAAUUCGUCACUAACGAAUGACGAAAAAAUACAUAUUUUAUGUUUAAUACUAGUAUGAAUAAAUUUAUAUUGUAUUCAA
This is a messenger RNA of Mizuhopecten yessoensis (Yesso scallop), 1683 nucleotides long. RefSeq names its product cyclic AMP-dependent transcription factor ATF-4-like. Gene Ontology annotation, cellular component: nucleus. The transcript is spliced from 3 exons. Lineage: Eukaryota; Metazoa; Mollusca; Bivalvia; Pectinida; Pectinidae. Bases 199 to 849 code for a protein of 216 amino acids. The record is from RefSeq and is a predicted model, not a curated record. Gene Ontology annotation, molecular function: RNA polymerase II cis-regulatory region sequence-specific DNA binding; DNA-binding transcription factor activity, RNA polymerase II-specific. Gene Ontology annotation, biological process: regulation of transcription by RNA polymerase II.